Messenger RNA from Pisolithus orientalis, 2336 nucleotides. RefSeq names its product gamma-glutamyltranspeptidase. Lineage: Eukaryota; Fungi; Basidiomycota; Agaricomycetes; Boletales; Pisolithaceae. Bases 416 to 2191 code for a protein of 591 amino acids. The transcript is spliced from 17 exons. The record is from RefSeq and is a predicted model, not a curated record.
GGAGGUGUUCACCUUUUUGACCAUCUCGUUUUCAGAAAGCUGGGCUUCUAGUCGAGUUCGUUUAUCGACUAGGAUCGUCAAAUCCGUUUGCAGCUUCUGGUACUCUGCAGAUAUUUCUUGAAGUGUCGACUCCAUAGUACGAACGGGAUGGAUGAUCGAUGCUGGAGUCUAACUUGCAAUUUCUGUGGAUCACGGCAAGUUUAAUCAAGUUUCUCUACUCUGACUGUGCGUCCGGGACACCAUAUGUUGAUCGUUCGGCGCACGGUUCCAAGUCACGAGUUCCGGUUACAGUAAUCGCUGUGAAUGACGAUCUGCUGAGAUUGGGAUUAGCACCUUGCCAUCUGUCGAUGCAAGAAGUUGCCCACUUGACUAAUCUCACACCAUCUUGUCCUCGUUUCCGUUGGUCGCACCGACGAUGCCCACAGUUACAUUGGAUUGGGAGAAGAUUAAUCAGCCCGACCUUGUGUUCCAACGAUUCCCCAGUCGUCGCCCUCAAAUAUAUAGUACGAAAGGGAUCGUUGCAUGUUCUCAGCCCCUGGCAGCGGAAGCUGGCCUGGAAAUCCUUCGCAGGGGUGGAAACGCAGCGGAUGCAGCUGUGGCCACAGCUGCAGCACUGAAUGUCGCUGAGCCGACUUCCUGUGGUAUUGGGGGUGACGCAUUCUGUCUAUUUUACAAUGCUGAAACCAAGACUGUGAGGGGUUUGAAUGGGUCUGGUCGUGCACCCGCAAAGUUGACUUUGAACCUCCUGCGCCAACGUGGGAUCAGUGGCAGCCAGAUUCCGCUUACUGACCUCAACUCUGUCACUGUCCCUGGUAGGCUCGGAUCUAACGCACCUUCCGUUCUCGCUGAUUGGGCGUCGGAGGUGCUGCCGCUGCUUGGGUUGAUACCGUUCACGCUUUUGGAAGUCACAAGUUAUCCGUGGCAGAGGUACUCGCACCGGCCAUACGGCUUGCAGAAGAGGGAAGUCCACAGCUUUUCGUGGCAGCGUUCGGAACAACUCAUCAGGGAUGCAUCUCCAAACGCGGAGGAAAUGCUGUUAGACGGGGUAGCUCCACUGCCCGGACAGAUAAUGAAAUUUCCCAAUUUAGCCCACACCUUCCGUGCUGUUGCUGAGCGAGGGAAAGAUGGCUUUUACAAGGGUGAGGUUGCCAAAGCAAUUGUUGAGCUGAUCCAAAGCAAGGGCGGGGUCAUGGAAAUGGAGGACUUAGCGACUCAUGAAACCACGUUUGUCGAACCGAUUAAACAUACCUACGGCAAUGAAGUCACAGUUUACGAAUGUCCCCCGAACGGCCAGGGAAUUACUGCUCUCGUCGCUCUUGGAAUCUUGGAACAGAUUCAGGAACAAGAAAAAGUGAAGCCCUUGAUAGAAAUGGAACACAAUUCUCCUGAGUACCUCCACACCCUCAUCGAGGCAUUGCGGUUUGCAUUCGCUGACAGCCAGUAUUAUGUUACGGAUCCGGAGUUCCAUCAUAUCCCGGUCGACAAGUUGCUAAGCGAGGAUUACCUUGCCGGCCGAGCGCGUUUGUUCAACCCAACCAGAGCGAAUCCUAACGUUAUCAAUGGAAAUCCCGUAAACUCUUCGGACACUGUAUACUUCACUGUCGCGGACCAGUGGGGGAAUGCAUGCAGUUUCAUUCAGAGCAACUAUGCAGGUUUUGGGACAGGUGCCGUGCCUAAGGAUUGUGGUUUCACACUCCAAAACCGAGGCGCGGGUUUCGUUCUGAAAGAGGGACAUCCGAACUGCGUGCAAGGUGGCAAACGCCCCUACCACACGAUUAUCCCUGCCAUGGCCCUCAAGGGCGACGAACUUUUCCUGUCAUAUGGCGUGAUGGGAGGUUUCAUGCAGCCCCAAGGGCAUAUCCAAGUUCUGUUGAAUAUACUCCGUGGUUUCACGACGCAGGCUGCUCUUGAUGCGCCUCGCUUUUGCAUUUCCCCAGGUACACCAGAGGCAGGCGGUCGGGACGAGUUUUCAGUAGUCAACGGUGAGAUCUACUUUGAAGAGACCUUUGCACCUGCCACAAUCAAUAAACUCAGAGAGAUGGGCCAUGAUGCUAGGGUUGCAAGCGGCUUUAGUAGAGGGAUGAUGGGCCGCGGUCAAAUUAUCCAGAAACUUGUGGAUAAGUCUGGGAAAUUUGUCUGGGCAGCAGGAUCUGACCCUCGAGCGGAUGGCCACGCAGUCCCCCAAAUAUAAGUGGCAACGAACGUCCUUGAGGGAUUAGUACGAUGUAGAGUAGAAAACGGAUACGACAAGCAAAGGUGGCAGGAGGUGGCAGGAUGUAUAUGCCUACAUCCUCCUUUGUCGUUCGCUUCCGACUAUAAAAAGAGCUUGAAACGAC